AGCUUUUAUGAACAGACUAAUAUCGAUGGUGACAGGAAUGGGUCGGCCGUCGCAUUUGCCUCGUAGACAGCCGUUUAACCUCAGCUGGCUGGCGGAGUCUCCUGAGAAGCUGCGCAAUUUGAUAGGUGUGUUGCAUCGGAGGAAAGGAGAACUGCGUCGCUUGACGGAGAACGAGGGAGUUUAUAAAGAAGUAUAUGCUAGCAUGGACGUCAUGAUGGCCGAGGACUUUGGCAUUGAUGUUGGUGAAGAUAUCCCGGAAUGGGCUCGUGAUGGUGAUAUAUUUUAUCAGUCGAUCAUAGACAUACCGGACUUUUGUCUCUGUGCGUUUAUGCUCAUGCCGAAGGCAACUCUGCCCUAUCAUGAUCACCCGCAUCAACAUGUGGUCAGUCGGGUGGUGUCGGGCACACUCACGGCGGAUGUUUUCAAUCCGAUCGCACCAUACCGGUCCCUAGUUGGACAGGUAUUUGCAGUGAAACCGGUAGUUGAGCUCAAUGGAGAGCAUAAACAGGGCACCACUAUGUUCCUUAAUCCUGCAUAUGCCAAUAUACACAGUUUUGUUAACUUGACCAACGAGCCCUGUGUAUUCGUGGAUUUGAUAAUGCCUCCAUACGGCAAUAACGUGUCUACUCCAGCAGAACCCUUCAUAUCUUACUUCGAGAGACGCUCUAUGAGUGAUGAUGGUGAACAAGAGUUGGUCGUGAUUGACGAACCCGAGGAUUUCGCGACGGUGAAUAUUCCAUCGAGGCUUCACGUUACCUGCUCAUAAUGUUACUGUAUAUGCUGUGAUAAUUAUUGCUACUAAAAUCGACUUGUUUCUUCC
Messenger RNA from Perkinsus marinus ATCC 50983, 820 nucleotides. RefSeq lists its product as hypothetical. NCBI's taxonomy places the organism in Eukaryota, Perkinsozoa, Perkinsida, Perkinsidae. Gene Ontology annotation, molecular function: oxidoreductase activity, acting on single donors with incorporation of molecular oxygen, incorporation of two atoms of oxygen. The transcript has 7 exons. Bases 8 to 766 code for a protein of 252 amino acids. The record is from RefSeq and is a predicted model, not a curated record.